CAUUGUGAUGACUCUAGAACAUUGGUAAUGAUUGUAGAGUACACAUUGCACCUAUCGACAGACGCCCAUAUUUGAUUUUUCUCAGAUUUUUGACUAUCUUUAAGCCUCUUCAGCAAAAUGGCGACAUCUGCUUUUAAGUCUGGAAAACAACAAGAUAACAAGAGUCUCUCCAAUGAAUACAGAAGCAACAUGAAUGAAUCGGGGUGCAGGACUAGAAAGGCUAAUGUUGCCACUGAGUUGGACAACAAGAAGUUGAGGAAAAUAAGCUGCAACAACGUCAACAGUCACAAUGCUGCUGAUUUUGAAAGAAAGUACAAGCAGCUGGGACUCAUUGGAAAAGGGGGCUUUGGUUCCGUCUACGCUGGCCUGCGCCUUGCCGACUCCUUACCGGUGGCCAUCAAGUACGCUGACAGCAAGAGAGUGCAAGGUGAAUUGAGAAUGGGCUGCGUCCCCCUAGAGGUGGUGCUGAUGCAGAAAGCCGGCGGCGGCCCGGAAGCAGUCGGGAAGUUUGCCGCCGUCACCCUGCUGGACUGGUACUGUCUGGAUCAAAAGCUCGUCCUUGUUAUGGAAAGACCGCCGUUCUCCUUGGAUCUUGCGCAGUACAUCCACUUCCGAGGAGGUCGUCUGCAGGAAGAUGAGGCCAGGGCUCUCAUGACCCAAUUGGUGAACGCCGCCAUAGAAAUGUACAAUAAAGGCGUUUUCCACCGGGACUUGAAGUUGGAGAACACGCUGGUAGAAAUUGGCCCCGCAGGGCCGCGGCUCCGUAUUAUUGACUUUGGCUGUGGUAGUUAUGAGCUGAAGAAAAUUUUCCGCCAUUUCCACGGUACUCUUCAAUAUGCUCCCCCAGAGUGGUACAAACAUAAAACGUACAAACCUAUUCCCACCACAGUUUGGCAGCUGGGAGUGAUGCUGUACUGCAUGUUGCACGACUGUCAGUUCGACACCAGGGUUUUCGCGAUGGACUGGAUUCAAUUUAGCAGCAACCUCUCCCGAGAGUGCCUCGGUUUCCUCCAUCUCUGUUUGAAGGAGGAGUGUAAGAAGCGAGCCACCUUGGAGCGGCUUCGUACUCACGCCUGGCUCAGCGGACUGAAUCCCGCUUCUCAGGGGUCCGCGAUGCUUCCGCCAACAUCUGACACUUAA
This is a messenger RNA of Gambusia affinis (western mosquitofish), 1140 nucleotides long. Its product is annotated as serine/threonine-protein kinase pim-1-like. NCBI's taxonomy places the organism in Eukaryota, Metazoa, Chordata, Actinopteri, Cyprinodontiformes, Poeciliidae. The transcript has 8 exons. Bases 118 to 1140 code for a protein of 340 amino acids. The record is from RefSeq and is a predicted model, not a curated record. Gene Ontology annotation, cellular component: cytoplasm. Gene Ontology annotation, molecular function: ATP binding; protein serine/threonine kinase activity. Gene Ontology annotation, biological process: protein autophosphorylation; regulation of mitotic cell cycle; negative regulation of apoptotic process.